Xenopus tropicalis (tropical clawed frog) is the source of this 1311-nucleotide messenger RNA. RefSeq names its product nyctalopin. The transcript has 2 exons. NCBI's taxonomy places the organism in Eukaryota, Metazoa, Chordata, Amphibia, Anura, Pipidae. The record is from RefSeq and is a predicted model, not a curated record. Bases 1 to 1311 code for a protein of 436 amino acids.
AUGGGAGAAGAACUCACAAAUACUACGUGCCCUGGAAUGUGUCACUGUUCCUCUGAAGAUGAUAUUCAGUGUGAUGAGGCUGGCCUCACAAACCUUCCUCCAGACCUACCUGCAAGUGCGGUAUCUCUGGACUUGGCUGGCAAUCUGCUUCAGAUACUUACCUUUGAUGCUUUUAGAAGGGUCCCUUUUCUUGAGAUCCUUUGCUUAAGCCAGAACAGCCUGACUUUCCUUUACCCUGGAGCUUUUAUUGCACUCUAUAAUCUGAGAGAGUUAAACCUCAGCAAAAACCCCAGGCUUACCUACCUUCAUGCUCACACUUUCCGUGGUCUCUCCCACCUUCUCUCCCUGGAUCUGUCUCACUGCAAUAUCUUUGAAAUCCAUCCUCUUGUAUUUUCACACGUGUUAUCCUUGGAAAACCUUGACAUGGGCUUUAAUAAAAUGCGAUACAUUCCACAAGCCUUCAGGAAGCUUCAGAACAUCACAAGGCUAUCUCUGGAAAAAAAUCACAUAGAGGCAAUUGGAAUAAAUUCUUUUAAAUACCAACAUGCACUGAGAGAUCUAAAUCUGAGAAGGAACCGGAUUUGGGUGAUUCAAAUUGAUGCCUUUAACCAACUGAACAAAUUAAAUGUACUAAAUUUAGGGCAUAACUCUAUAUCUCAUUUCCCUAAUCAGCUUUUCAGUGGAUUAAUCCAGCUCAAGAUUAUGCACCUGGAAGCCAACAAGAUCGGCAGUGUCAACUGUUCCUUCAGCCGGCUAACUAACCUGAAAAAACUACAUCUAAACAACAACCAGAUAACAUGGAUCACACGCAAUGCUUUUGGCUCUUUAAAGCACGUGCAGCUACUUCAUCUUAGUAAAAAUAACUUGACCUCAAUGCCCAGUCAUUUGUUUUCCAGUAUGCCUAAACUCAGAUAUGUUUUCCUUUCCUUUAACCCUUGGAGCUGUGACUGUAGCAUGUCCUGGAUUGCCAGAUGGUUGGUAUCCUAUGAUGGCAUGAUACAGGGCAUGCACUGCAUGUAUGGGCUAGCUCACCAGAGUGCCUCCCAUGUCUAUAUGCAGAAUGGCAUUAUGUGCCUGCAGGAGGGAUUUACAGAGGGUGACUGUGUAGAAAGCUCAGAUCAGUUCCAGAAUGAAAAGUUUGAUCAGUGCCACAGACAUAUAAAUUACCAUUUUAGGAAGCACCACAGCAGUGUGUCCUUGUAUCACAUGUUAAUGUGCCCCAUUGGAUGGAUUGGAUGGAGCAGCAGCGUCAUGCUACUCAAUGAGGACAGCAAGACUUCAACAGAAAUAGUGAUUGCUUUGUGCAUCUAA